CUCGUCGAUGGUAAGUAACACUCCACUUGCAGUAACCCGCACCCAGUCAGCAUAUUCACCGUCGGUUGGAAGACUGGGGCGCUUCCCCAACCUACCACUGUUUAACAGAGUGCCUAAUGCCGCAUCACGUCACCUAAACCAAACAUAUCCUUGACAUACGGUUUUUUUCGGGUGAUAACCUAGAAACGCACAGCAAUCCCUCCUCAGAUUUCCUGAGUCAGAUUUCCCCUGGCGGCGCACUUACACUACUUUAAGAUGCCUCCAAGGCUGUGUCCCGGCUGCUCGCUUCAUACUACAUAACAUGAUUACCAUCAGUACUUGAGGUUGUGCCAAGUCACUUCAUUCAGUUUAACUUUCUCAGGGAUAUACCAAGUAUACAUACAUCUCGACUCUAAUCUUGAUCACACGUGGUAAAAGCGGUACCGAUUGAGCUGGCGGAGUUAUCGUCUGCUCCGUCAUCACUCCACUCCCCCCUCAUCUCGAGGUCCCAUCUAUCCGGUUGAGGGCCAACAUCACAUUGUAUAAAUUGUCCCUCCCCGGGACCUUCUUACAUCUCGUUCCAUAGGAUCAGCGCUCCAGAUCAUCCGCUUGCCUGUCCUUCACAGCCUAUACCCUGCUCAAGGCCUGAAACCCUCGUCACUUUGUCUCACUUGCUUAACCCGGUCCGUUCUCCACACCCUUUCCCACAAUGAGAAAUAUCCUCAGUGUCAUGGCGGUGCUCCUGCCCGUCGUCUCUGCCUUUUGUGACCACGGCACGACCCUCUUCCCCCGUGCCAGCGGCGAUCCGGUCAAGGUGGCCCAAUACGGCUUCGACGGCAUCCGCGGGCCCCUGAACUGGCACGGACUGAACAAGACGGCCAACUACAAGUGCGCCAAGGGGAGGGAGCAGUCUCCCAUUGAUAUUAGCACGAGCUCCAACAAGACAGUCAGGGGAAGCAGUCUCAACUUCAACAUCGACUCGUAUCCAGACGGUGCCGAGCUUCUCAACCUGGGCAGCACCCUCGAGGUCGUCGCCAACGGCUCCAUCAGCCUUGCCAACAAGACGUUCAAUCUGGCACAGUUCCACUUCCACACGCCCAGCGAACACCACUUGGACGGCGAGUACUAUCCUGCCGAGAUGCACUGCGUCUUUCAAGCCCAAGACAAGAGCAUCUCUGUCGUUGGCUUCUUCAUUGAGCUUGACGAGAACAACAACGAGGUCAUUGACGGCGUGUUUGAGCACGUGGACGCCGUGGCCACGCCCGGCACGGCAGGAUACACGGGGGCGCUCGACUUCAGAGGCCUGCAAAAGCACCUGAGCAACAGCGACAUCUACCAGUACAAGGGUUCUCUGACCACGCCGCCCUGCACCGAGGGUAUCCGAUGGAACGUCGUCCGGAAGCCGAUCACGAUUGACAUGAAGACCUUUAAGAAGAUUAAGAGCAUCAUGAAGUUUAAUGCCCGAUACGUGCAGAACGUUCCCGGGCAGAUCAACCUGCUGGAAAACGCUGCCGAGAACCUCGAAUAAAAGGGAGAGGUUGAUAGUAGAAAAGGCGGGUGAGCUUUUUCCUGUUUUGGGUAAUUUCUUUAGGAGAUCAACAUGGAUAGAGGCUUGGUGUUAUGAGGAUGAUGAAUCAUGCGUCUCCAUCCCAUUGGAGGAAGUGUUUAGUGUUUUUUUUUUUUUCCUCUUUUUUUUGCAACGAUGUUCCCUUUUUCUUUUCAAACCCCGCUUCUACGUGGUAGCGGUUUUAUAUGGUACAUACUGUGGACUUAAAACACGUUGUACAAACCUACUGUGUAAAUUUUAAGCAAUAUAUAACAAAAUCUUGGACAAGGCAC
This is a messenger RNA of Pyricularia grisea, 1818 nucleotides long. RefSeq lists its product as uncharacterized. Gene Ontology annotation, molecular function: zinc ion binding; carbonate dehydratase activity. The record is from RefSeq and is a predicted model, not a curated record. The transcript is spliced from 2 exons. Lineage: Eukaryota; Fungi; Ascomycota; Sordariomycetes; Magnaporthales; Pyriculariaceae. Bases 689 to 1507 code for a protein of 272 amino acids.